Molecule: messenger RNA, 5907 nt
Organism: Phycodurus eques (leafy seadragon)
Lineage: Eukaryota; Metazoa; Chordata; Actinopteri; Syngnathiformes; Syngnathidae
Gene: tbc1d9
Product: TBC1 domain family, member 9 (with GRAM domain)
Exons: 22
Coding region: 519-4187 (1222 amino acids)
Molecular function (GO): calcium ion binding
Source: RefSeq, a predicted model, not a curated record
GGGAGGAGGAGGAGAAUGACAACAAGGAGGAUGGUGUCUGUCCGGCUAGCGUCAUUGUUAUUCGGCUUGAUUUUCGCUCUCUCACUCUCCCGAAGCACCACCACCUCUUUUUUGUUUUUUUAAAUUAUUAUUAUUUUUUUCGGUGGAGAGAAAAAUGCAUACGGAAUCGUGUGUCUGUGCCGUGUAACGAGCGACGUCGUGGUUACGCGCACCUGCCGCGGCGCUGGAACACAGCAAAAGCGUUAUAAAAUGGCUGCGACCUCGAAGAAAUAGUAGUCGUAUUUUAGUCUCUUUUAAAAAAAUCUAUGCCGUAUAGAGGAGGACGUUCGUUGGUUUGUUGGGCGUUCGCGCUCGGCUCUGUUUAUUUUUAGCUAGGAGGUUGCCUCGUACACUUCGGUAACAGCCAUUCCCCUUGCUUUUAUUUCUUUAUUUAUUUUUCAAAAAUAAUAUUAAUCAUUACUACUAAUAACACUCAAUUAGCGGUCAAUGUGUCCUUAAAAACGACUCCGUUCAACAUCAUGUGGGUCAGUCCCGAAGAGGUGUUACUGGCGGGCGCCCUGUGGAUCACCGAGCGGGCCAAUCCCUAUUUCAUCCUCCAGAAGCGGAAGGGCCACGGCGGGGGUGGCGGAGGACUAGCAGAUCUUUUGGUGGGGACCUUGGACGUGGUCUUGGAUUCAAGCGCCCGGAUGGCUCCCUACAGGAUUCUCUACCAAACCCCGGACUCUCUAUCCUACUGGAUCAUCGCUCACGGAACGUCACGUAAAGAGAUCACAGAGCACUGGGAGUGGCUGGAGCACAACAUGCUGCAGACUCUCUCCAUAUUUGAGAAUGAAAACGACAUCACCACCUUUGUCAAAGGAAAAGUCCAGGGCAUCAUCGCCGAAUACAACAAGAACCAUGACGUCAAAGAGGACGAUGACACAGACAAGUUCAAGGAGGUCAGCUCCAAGUUCCGAAAGUUGUUCGGCAUGCCGGACGAGGAGAAACUGGUCAACUACUACUCGUGCAGCUACUGGAAGGGCAAAGUGCCACGGCAAGGCUGGCUAUACCUCAGCAUCAACCACCUCUGCUUCUAUUCAUACCUACUGGGCAAAGAAGUCAAACUGGUGGUGCGCUGGGCGGACAUCACACAGCUGGAGAAGAGCGCCACCCUGCUGCUGCCUGACGGCAUAAAGGUGAGCACGCGCAGCCACGAGCACGUCUUCUCCGUCUUCCUCAACAUCAACGAGACCUUCAAACUGGCCGAGCAACUGGCCAACAUCGCCAUGCGCCAGCUGCUGGACAACAAGGGCUUCGAGGAGGACCGCUCGCUACCUAAGCUCAAGAAGAAGUCGCCCAAGAAGGUGUCGGCCCUCAAGAGGGACUUGGAUGCCAGAGCCAAGAGCGAGCGUUACAGGGCGCUCUUCCGUCUGCCCAAAGAUGAAAAACUGGAUGGGCACACGGACUGCACCCUGUGGACCCCCUUCAGCAAAAUGCACAUCCUGGGACAGAUGUUUGUCUCCACCAACUACAUCUGCUUCACCAGCAAGGAGGAGAUGCAGUGCAGCCUCAUCAUUCCCCUCCGUGAGGUGACCAUUGUGGAGAAAGCCGACAGCUCAAACAUGCUCCCCAGCCCCGUCUCGAUCAGCACCAAAAACCGAAUGACUUUCCUGUUUGCCAACCUGAAGGACCGGGACUUCCUGGUCCAGAGGAUCUCCGACUUCCUGCAGCAGACGCCCUCCAAAAGCUGCCAGGAGCGGGAACUCACGGGCAGCCUCAACAGUUUUGAUGACGAAGUUUACGGAUCGCUGCUGUCCAGCAGCCCGCAUCACAGCGUGAGCUCAGAGGGAGAGCGCACCUUCAAUCUGAACGACAGCAGCGUGCCCACCGCCUCACAGGCCCUCAUGACCAUGUACCGACGCCGCUCGCCUGAGGAGUUCAAUCCCAAACUGGCUAAGGAGUUCCUGAAGGAGCAGGCCUGGAAGAACCACUUCACCGAGUUCGGCCAUGGUGUGUGCAUGUACCGCACUGAGAAGACCAAAGAACUGGUCCUAAAAGGCAUCCCCGAGGGCAUGAGAGGAGAUCUGUGGUUACUGUUCUCUGGGGCCAUCAACGAGAUGGCCACCCAUCCCGGCUAUUACGAAGACCUGGUGGAGCGCUCCAUGGGAAAAUACAACUUAGCCACAGAGGAAAUCGAGCGGGACCUCCACCGCUCCCUGCCGGAGCAUCCCGCCUUCCAGAAUGAGAUUGGCAUAGCCGCCCUCCGUCGGGUCCUCACCGCCUACGCCUUCAGGAACCCAAACAUCGGAUACUGUCAGGCUAUGAAUAUUGUGACAUCGGUGUUGCUCCUCUAUGCUAAAGAGGAGGAGGCCUUCUGGCUACUGGUGGCACUCUGUGAAAGGAUGUUGCCGGACUACUAUAACACCAGGGUUGUAGGAGCUCUGGUGGAUCAAGGCGUGUUCGAGGAGCUGGCCCGCGAGUAUGUGCCUGAGUUGUACGACUGCAUGCAGGACCUCGGCGUCAUAUCCACCAUCUCGCUGUCCUGGUUCCUCACACUCUUCCUGUCGGUCAUGCCGUUCGAGAGCGCCGUUGUGGUGGUGGACUGCUUCUUCUACGACGGCAUCAAGGUGAUCUUCCAGCUAGCGCUCGCUGUGCUGCACGCCAGCAUCCACCAGCUGCUCAGCUGCAAGGACGACGGCGAGGCCAUGACGGUGCUGGGCAGAUAUUUGGACAAUGUCACCAAUAAGGACAGCACCUUGCCACCCAUCCAACAUCUGCAUUCCUUGUUGACGGACAACGGAGAACCACAUCCCGAGGUGGACAUCUUCAAACUGGUCCGCAGCUCUUAUGAGAAAUUUGGCUCCAUCCGCGCAGACGUCAUCGAGCAGAUGCGUUUCAAACAGAGGCUGAGGGUCAUCCAGACCAUCGAAGACACAACCAAACGGAACGUGGUCAGAACUAUUGUGACAGAAACGGCCUUCACCAUCGACGAGCUGGAGGAACUCUUUGUCCUCUUUAAGGCGGAGCACCUGACCAGCUGCUACUGGGGAGGCAGCAGCAACCCGACGGAGCGCCACGACCCCAGCCUGCCCUACUUGGAGCAGUACCGCAUCGACGUGGAGCAGUUCAAGGGCCUCUUCAAGCUCCUCUUCCCCUGGGCCAACGGCGCCCACUCGGACCCUUUGGCCGUGCGCUUCUUUCGCCUGCUGGACCACAACGGCGACGCCUUCAUCAACUUCCGCAAGUUCAUCAAUGGCCUCGGCGUUCUGUGUCAUGGGGACCUGUCGGAAAAGUUGAAGCUCCUUUACAAGAUGCACGUUUUACCUGAGGUGACCAACGAACAGGAAGAGCCCGAGUCUGCCUUCGAGGCCACGCAGUACUUCUUUGAAGACAUCACCCCGGAAACUUCCAUGGGCCAGGAUGCGAAGAACCGAAGCGAGAAGGACGACGGCUUUGUCAGGGUUAUGUUUAAAACGGAAAAAGUGAAGAAGCUGAACGCUCACGACUAUCGCCACUACUUAAAGCUGUGGAACCAGGACAGCAAGUCCAAAAGGGAGAGCACCAAAGAUCUCCCGAAGCUCAAUCAGACUCAGUUCAUUGAGCUGUGCGAGACCCUGUACAGCAUGUUCAGCGAGGACCCCGCCGAGCAGCAGCUCUACCACGCCACCGCCACCGUCACCAGCCUGCUGCUGGAGAUGGGAGAGGUGGGCAAGCUAUUCUGCGCCGCUCGCCGGGACCACCAACGCGGGGGGGAUCACUCCUCCGAGGAGGAAGAGGAGGAGCGUUCGCCAGCCAUGCAGGACAUCAAGCUGGAGGACGCGUCUCCCAAAUCGGCCAUGCUCACCUCGGACGACGAGGCCAAGGACGACACAUCGGUGUCGUCGUACUCGGUGCUCAGCGCCGGCUCGCACGACCCGGAUGACAACAACAGGCUGCGCUGCGAAGACAUCGCCGACGACACGGUGUUGGUGAGGAGCGACGGGGACGAGAAGAAGAAGAAGAAGGACGCUGAACCCGGCUUGGACAUAGACUGGGCCAUCACCUUCGAGCAGUUCCUGGCGUCCGUGCUCACCGAGCAGGCGCUGGUGCUGUACUUCGAGAAGCCCGCGGACAUGUCGGCCCGCAUCACCAACGCAAAGAAUGUACGCAAAGUCGGACGCAAAGCCCUGCUGUCCACCAGUGACUAUGAAAUCUCACUCUCCGGUUGAGACCGAGACUUCUUACCGCUUAUUAUUUAUAUUUGUACGCCGUCUCGUGUGGGUUUUAGAUGAAUAUUGACAGUAAUCCCCCACUAUUGGCGGCGGAAAGGAACCGAGCCCUGCUACCUAUUGCGAAAAUCUUUGAUUAAUGCCACCAGAUGUUGGCAAAGUACUACUUCUGUCGGAAUGAAGCUCCUUAACUCACUUCAACAUAGGUGUUCGGCACCAAAAUGCCACAAGAUGGUGGCAAAACACUAUUUUCUAAAAUGAAGCUCCUCAACUCACGUCAAGAUAGUUGCAUGGCACAAACAUUCUGCAAGAUGGUGGCAAAGCGUGACUUUUGCCUAAAAUGAAGCUCCUUAACUCACUUCAACAUAGUUGUUCGGCACCAAAAUUCCACAAGAUGGUGGCAAAACACUACUUUUUUUUUCUAAAAUGAAGAUCCUCAACUCACGUCAUCAUAGUUGCUUGGCACCAAAAUGCCACAAGAUGGCGGCAAAAGCCAGAAAUAUGUAGGGAGGUUCACUGUAAUCGAUGCCUGUAAAAGGUUCUAAUUGCCCGUAUUAAUAGUUUAAAGGGUAAAUAACGACAAACUAUUUUCCCAAAACACUUCAAGGGAAUUUCAGAAAAAGUGAAUUUAUGAACAGCGAACUGCCAAUAUACGGGAGAUUACUGUCAUGUCAAAUAGUGCAAUGAAUGUCACCAAAAACUCUCGAGUAGAGACAACAUACUGUAAUCACAUGUAGUCGCUGUACAGUAGAUAGUGCUAUCACUGUAAUCUAUUACAGUUUUUCCCAACAUUUACUGAGCCAAGACACAUUUUAUGUUAGCAAAAUCUCACUGCACACAAAAAUGUCCCAAAAUGUAUACUCUAUAUGUCUUUUCUCACAGAUUGACUUAUUCAGUGCGAAACGUGGGCCUGUGUAGUUGAACACUUUGCUAUUAUUCAGUUGUAUGAAUGGCAACAGGUGGAUACACAGGUUAAUUGGAUCUUCCGCCUGUCACUAUAAUUUGCUUAGAUAGAUAGAUAAACAAAGAUAUAUUAUUUGUUUUAAAUAAUGAUUUUCAGAACAAUGAAGUGAAAUUGGAUGAUUUUGGCACAAUGGUUUGGAAUCACUGCACCAUGAGACUGUUCAUGUUGAUGCAACUCAUCAUUCCUUAACUGUAGGAAAAAGAAAUCAGAAGAGAGACGGCAGGCAGUGAGAGAACUAGAGCGCUGCAGCAAAAUGGAGACUAAGGCACAGCGGGAGCUAACAACAACAGCCGGUUCAUUUUUGACCAAGCGCAGACCAGCGGCUCGUAAACGGGUACUAGAAACCAGCUGCUUUUGCCAGUGGAAAAACCUGGGAGGAGAGUAGAGCCGAGCGGGUACCGUGCGGUUGACAAGUAGCGUACGCUUAUUCCACUUGCGCUGAUUAUGUCACCUUCCCAAAUAAUGGGAAUAAAUAAUCAAGUUAUUCCUUCCAAUGAUCCUGAUGCAGAGUUUUACACAGGAAGUGCUGAGAGGUGUACAGUAAGUAGAAAAUGUUUAGGUAGUGUAGGAUGACAAUGUCACUAAAGCGCUGUUGUAUGGACACACUGUCACUUUAUGUGGGCUCUACAAGCACUCAUGUAUUUUAUAGUUUAUGUUCCUGAUGCCUUUUUUUUUUUUUUUACAAUUUUUGUACACAUUUGUUUUUGUUGCUUCAUUUGUUCGAUGCACUGAAUAGCACGACGUCAAAAUAAAAUG